This is a messenger RNA of Mycena citricolor, 446 nucleotides long. The record is from the annotation of a GenBank genome assembly. NCBI's taxonomy places the organism in Eukaryota, Fungi, Basidiomycota, Agaricomycetes, Agaricales, Mycenaceae.
AUGCACCGCGAGCACAACGCAAGCCUCGACGCGUGCUUCGAGGAGUGGAUCCGCAUGCCGCAACAGGAGAAGCAUCUGCGGAAGCAUGUCAUCUGGACCCCGAACGACGACCUUGAUGGGCAUCUCGCCGAGAUUGGAUUCCCGCAGCGGGAGCACCUUCUGAUUGCGGAAAUACAAGGAGAGACACUCGAAGAUCUCAAAGCGAUCCUUGAACAUCCAGAACUCGACGAUCUGUUCCGGGGCCGGACCAAAUGGGGGCACCCGUUCGAGAAUAGCGACUGUUUCAGCUCUGAUGUCACGACUCGUUUGGCUGUGGAUGAGACUGGCCGUGUUGUUGUGUUCCCAGACAUCCCGAUGUAAGUUGAUUUGCGGGAGUCGGAGAGCUUUUCGUACAAUGUUUGUCACGUUGAUAUUGAAUGGAAGUGAGUCUAAGAUGAUGAAGGAAA